Messenger RNA from Salmo salar (Atlantic salmon), 2030 nucleotides. RefSeq names its product ER lumen protein retaining receptor 2 (gene erd22). Gene Ontology annotation, molecular function: ER lumen protein retrieval receptor activity. Gene Ontology annotation, cellular component: membrane. Gene Ontology annotation, biological process: protein retention in ER lumen. NCBI's taxonomy places the organism in Eukaryota, Metazoa, Chordata, Actinopteri, Salmoniformes, Salmonidae. The record is from RefSeq and is marked provisional.
CAUAUUUCAACUCGGUGCAUCAAAAAAGGGAUAGUGAAACCGGUUAAAUAAGUUAGCUAGAAAGCUAGUUUAAACCAGAAAAAGUUGUCAACAGUGGACUUUAAGUCAUUUUCACCGGUGUCAAAAGAAGGCAUCAGCUCCAGCAAUGAACAUCUUCAGGUUAACGGGAGACCUCUCUCACUUGGCAGCUAUCAUCAUUCUCCUGCUCAAAAUAUGGAAAACCAGGUCGUGUGCUGGUAUCUCCGGGAAGAGCCAGAUCCUAUUUGCUUUUGUCUUCACUACUCGCUACCUGGACCUCCUCACCUCCUUCAUUUCCCUCUACAACACCACCAUGAAGGUGAUCUACAUUGGUUGUGCCUACGCCACUGUCUACCUGAUCUACAUGAAGUUCAAGGCCACCUACGAUGGGAACCAUGACAGCUUCCGAAUGGAGUUUCUGGUGGUUCCUGUAGGGGGCCUUGCCUGCCUGGUCAACCAUGACUUCUCUUUCCUAGAGAUCCUGUGGACAUUCUCCAUCUACCUGGAGUCGGUGGCCAUCCUGCCCCAGCUCUUCAUGAUCAGUAAGACGGGCGAGGCGGAGACCAUUACCACCCACUACCUGUUCUUCCUGGGUCUCUACCGGGCCCUGUACCUCUUCAAUUGGAUCUGGCGCUUUUACUUCGAGGGUUUCUUUGACAUGAUCGCCAUCGUGGCCGGCAUGGUGCAGACCAUCCUCUACUGUGACUUCUUCUACCUUUAUGUCACCAAAGUGCUGAAAGGAAAGAAGUUGAGCCUUCCAGCAUGAGAGGUUCAGACGGAGACCCCGUGUCUCCCAGCAGACUCAGGGUGCGUAGAGAUGACAUCACGGAACCCCGCCGAGCGAGCACAAGAUGCCUGAGAGAGAGAGCAACUCAAGGGGAAAAACACUAGUCUUCUUCAUGAGUAACUUUGAACUGGUAAACAACAAACAGCUCCAAAACUGAAUGAGAGGUCAUCCCAGGUCUUCACGCAGUCUUCAGAUAUCUGUUUUUAGCAUCUUGCCUUACCUUUUCUCAUUGCUGUUCAGAAAAGAAAGAAAGAACAUGUUUUUUUUUCGAAAUGUGAGGUGUGCUCUUUGAUGGCUCAACAUGCAUUGUCGAUUAGGGUUGACUCAAUGCAAAGUACUAUGCCGAACUUCAAAAUGAAAUGCAAAAAUGUAGUCUUUAAGAUUAAGAGCGUCUGCUAAAUGACUAAAAUGUAAGAUGGAAACGAUGUGUCUAGGAGUGUUAUGUAAUGAUUUGUCUUGAUAUUUUUUUCAUACAUUGUUUUUUACAUUUAACCCCUUGGCCAAUUUAUUAUUCACAACUACAUUUACUUAUCUGUUUUGUAGGUGCUCUUUCCUUUGGAUAUCCCAGUUUGCACUCCUCUUUAAAAAAAGUUAUCCUGCAAAGCCCACUUUCAGGUUCUUGUGUUUUAUAGAACCCUUUGCCCAAUAUUUUUUUCCCCAGUUGCCCUUUUGACAUUUUUGGUAAAAUUUACUUCCAAUGCAGUUGUCAAAUUGGAAAAAGCUCCCAUCUUAACAUGAUAAAUAUCACCUUUCACAUCACCAACCAAAAUAAGAGUUUAUUGCAUUAUGUAGGCCCAGCCUCAGCUUGUUCAACAUUGGAUGAUUGUAAGUAAUUUAGGGGUCCGUGUCAGUAAAUGUGCUUUCCGAUAGGGCUAUUUGGUUUGUUUUCAAUGCAGUCAUAGACUAAGGUUAAUUUGGUAUUGAUUGAAUACUGUAAUCGCCUUACAUGGUCAGUUUGUUGUUUAGCUGUUUAAAUAAAGAUGCAGUCAUUUGUCACAGGUAAAACACCCAUUGAAAUGUAAAUGAUAUUCUAGAACAGGGUUGAGGAGGAAUGCGUGUGAGAUAUGGUGUUUGUUAUGUAUGCAUUUGGGUCAAAUCUCAACAUUUAACUCAUUUUCCCAGCUAAGUAAACCCCAUACUCUUUUCAUUUGAGUCAUUCCUAUAGCUUUUGUUUUAAGUUGCAUGAUACCACUUCACCUCCAAUAAACUUUUUAUGAAAAAACAA